Suillus clintonianus is the source of this 2537-nucleotide messenger RNA. Its product is annotated as glycoside hydrolase family 79 protein. The record is from RefSeq and is a predicted model, not a curated record. Lineage: Eukaryota; Fungi; Basidiomycota; Agaricomycetes; Boletales; Suillaceae. The transcript is spliced from 14 exons. The coding region runs from base 116 to 2071 and encodes 651 amino acids.
AAAAGGUCCGAAAAUAGUAUAAGUUGUAGUGCAGUAUUCGGGAGCAUCUUGGUCUCAAACACCUUCCAACGUUGUGGAACUGCUGUCUAGCUAGAGGAACUGACAUUUCGUUGAAAUGCGCCUUCUCCUCGUCCAUUCGUUACUCUUUUCUUUUGGCCUUGCUCGGGCAGCUGUUACUGCCUAUGGUCCUCACGUCCAGUCACCACUUGGUACUACGACAGCUGCAUCUGCCUCAUAUACGGGCGCUGCUUCAUACGAUCAAACAAUAUUAAAUGCACCGCCUCUACCUAAUCCUCCUCCACCCACUCAGUUCAAUGUAGAGUUGCAGACGGGAGACGUCUCAGGACUUUCAAUUCAACAAGAAGGUUCAUUCUUUGGCUUCAGUAUAGAGUUCAGUGUUACGACGCAAGUCCUCGGGCUGAACAGUUCUUUCCUUCAAGUGCCGUUUCUCAACCUCAUGGCCAACCUACGACAACGCGGCGGCAGCGUUAAGAUUCGUGUUGGUGGUAAUACUCAAGAGACCGCUACCCUAGUGGAUAGCACCCCAGACGGUGCUGCUCUUGAGAAGGACUACGGAAAGUCAUCUAACCCCACGUCAACGCCGCCCCUUGUCUUCACAAGCGAGAUUAUCAAGAUGAUGGCCGAGAUAUCUUCGCUCACUGACGUAUAUUGGUACAUGGGUGUGCCGUUCAAUGAUACUCAGCAUUGGCGUUUGCAGAUCGCUGAAGUCGGACAGGCGAUGCUUGGAAAAUAUCUAAUCGGUCUACAGGCCGGCAAUGAGCCUGAUCUUUACUCAAGACACGGUCACCGGCCGGAUACUUAUAGUCCUCAGGAUUACAAGGACGAGUUCGGUCUUCUCAUCGACGCAGUGAACGCAGACUCUAAUAUUCCCAACAAAAAUCUGCUCAUUGGCCCCAACCUGGCUGGUGUGUGGAGCCCAUCAGACAUCUGGCAAACCGGGUUCGCCACAGAUUUCAACCAAAACCUCGCUGGAUUGGCUGUUGAAAGGUACCCCACUGAUAAUUGUUACGCUCUGUUCGGCAUAGGAACUCCUCGCUAUGGUCAAGAAGUAUUCCCGGACUUCCUGACACAUCAAUCGGGUAUCAACCUCGCCAACGAGUUCAGUGGUGCCCCCGCCUAUGCGCAAUCCGUUGGAAAGCCCUUUAUCAUGUCGGAAACGAAUACGGCGUCUUGCGGAGGUUUUCCCGGUUUAAGCGACAGCUUCGGGGCUGCCCUGUGGGGAAUUGACUAUGCUCUCCAGCUCGCAUACAGCAAUUUCUCAACUGUACUUUUCCAUGUUGGUGGACAGAGCGUAUAUUACAAUCCCUUUACACCACCUGUAAGAAACCAGUCAACAUUCCAUCAGUGGACUAUUGGUCCGGUAUAUUACUCGGCUCUAGUUGUCGCUGAAGCACUGGGCUCCUCUAAUACCGCACAGGUCCUGGAUCUGCAGGCAAAUGGUGGAAACGACUACACUCCGGGUUAUGCGAUUUACGAAAAUGGCCAACCAGUCCGUGUCGCGCUCACCAACUUCAUGACGGAUUCGUCUGGAAAUAGCGAUUAUACUGCGAGCAUUUCAAUCGGGGGGACAGUGCCUCCUCAAGUGAAAGUCAAGUACUUACUAGCUGAUUCUGUCUCUCAAAUAUACGAUUUCACGUGGGCCGGACAGACCUUCGGCGGCCCAUUCACAUCAGACGGGCGACUCAAUGGCACACUCGACGUACAGACUAUUCCCUGUGACCAGACUAACAACGUGUGUCAAGUCAAAGUACCUGCUCCUGGUUUCGCCCUUGUAUUCCUCACCGAUAACGCGUUGUACGAGUCCGACGCAAGCCCGACAAUGACCUUCUCAACCACUGCUUAUACGAAUCUCCAUGGAUCUGCCACCGUCACCAUUGACCCCUCCGUUCUGGCUACCUCGAACGGUGAGAAAGGAUUAGCCGACGCCCUGGCGGGCACGAGCAAAGGUCGACAGAUGAGUAGCGCUCUUGGAUUUGCGCACGCGCUGCCUAGCUUGGUCGCUGUCAUGGCCGGUGCUCUUGUGAUCGGACGUCUGGCCCUCGUGCGAUGAACGUGUGUACUUAUUUUCCAGAGUUUAGUGGGUCAGGAGCUUUCUUUCCCUUCCCUUUAUUCACCUGCACUCGCAUCGGACUUGAUUUACAUGCACAUAUAUCCCGGAAUUCAGCAUUGUCUCUCCUGUGUAGUAUGAUAUUCUUUCUUUGUCGGAUUCUUUGGAUUGCUAAGACCUGCGUGCAUUAUACCUUACACUAAUUCUACUCACUAUCUUUUUGUCAAUCACUUACCACUGAAUUCCCUGACUGCCCACAAAUUUAUUAUGUACAGGCUGAACUGGCUUCACGACGAAAAUCCACCGACAUUUGACACUUGACUUACCAGCGGUCGAAAGUUGCACCCUACUCAUGUUUUCUGGUGAGCCACCACCUCAGGGGUUUAGCGUUGAUUGCUAUGGCCUCUUCACGAGACUCCUUGUCAGCAGAACCCCCGACUUGUCGCGCCACCGUUUUACUGCUUUUUCG